UUACCGAAAUACACAAGAGACCAGAUUUGUUGAUUUCCUUCUCUAAAAAAGGGAGAAAGCAACCUUUUCUGUCUUAUUCUUGUUUGAGUUUUCAAAGCAAUAAGCAGUUGAUAGCAGCCGAUAAAAGUUAGCGCUGCGUUUACGUUUCGCGUGAGCGCUAUGCUAUUGGGAAGCAAUGUUAUUCGACUUUGAUAAGGAUGUCCAGCCGAACGCUUAGUGGAAAUUGUAAUCAUUCGGAGCUGCUGACAAGCUGAGCAGCUGUAAAUGUGCUUUGUAUGUAUAAAGGCCGAUAAUUCUAUCAGCUGCCUCGUGCUUUUGCAGAAUGUUCGAAUGAAUUCAAAACUGGGAUUACCGUACUAGAGGACUUAAUUAUUUGGAAACAUAAAAGGUACCAUCCAGGGUAAAAAUGAAAUCAUCCGUAUUGUACACCCUGAUAUCUCUGUCCGGCAUGGUCUUCGGUGCUGAAAUCGUCGCCAGUCACAUCACUCAGUCAAUAGUCCUUCUCUUAAGCGCCUAUCACAUGUUGUACAACAUUUUAUCUCUGCUGCUGCUCGUUAUCAGCCAUCGGAUGUCCAAAGGCAAAACUUUAAAGAACACUUUCGGUUGGGCUCGAGUGAAAGUCUUGGGACUUCUUGUUAACAUGCUGUUUCUUGGAGCACUGUGCUUCGCUGCAUCUGUAUCGGCUGUGCAGACGAUGGUCCAUGCUUCACACGAGGACACCACGCCCAUGUAUCCUAUGCUUAUGGUGAUUCUGGGAAUCAUCAAUUUCUCCCUUAACAUACUUUGCUUUUUAUUGAUUGGAGGUUACACUCAUCAUCAAGGUUGCUCCAUGAUCAUUCAAGGAGACGAUGUGCAAAUGAACUGUGUCCUUGCCGAAGCUGGUGAGAAUCCGAAACACUGCGUUGGCAAAAUUCCAUCCACUGGGAGUAUUGACACUUCUUUGAGCACAACUUCUCGAUGGUGCAAUGAUCAUCAAAUCCUGGACGUUUUACGGGAUGUUUCGUCCUGCCUAACUGUCAUUGCCUGUGGCAGCGUCAUUUUGCUUCUGGAUGGGCUCAUAAUCAAAUACGCUGACGCCAUCCUGGCAUUUGCAUCUAUCAUCGUCUUGCUGAGCACGACUUAUCCUUUCGUUCGAGAAUCCGGAUUAAUUCUAUUACAAAGCAUUCCAAACCAUAUCGAUGUGAAUGGAUUAACCAAAAGAUUAACUGCAGAGUUUCCAGAUCUGCUGAACGUGCACGACCUACACGUAUGGAGGCUAACUACGUCAGAAGUGAUAGCGACCGUUCACAUCAUUUUGUCUUCAUCUGACAUCUAUCCGCGCAUCGAAGGCAGAUUGAAUCAGUUUUUCUUGAGAGAAGGCAUCAGUUCUGCUACUAUACAGCCGGAAUUCGCAAAUGGCUCAUGGUCAGAAAAAUCAAAACAGGAAUGCAUUCUUCAGUGUUCUGUGAACAACAACUGCGGUGCUUUUACCUGUUGCGGACCUAUUAGCGAUAAGUCCAAGCAAAACAGCACAAGAUGUCGCAUUUCAUCAGCUCGCAAAAUUAAUGAUCAAAAGGUGGAACCACUUGCACUGGACAAUAAUAUUCCCGAACAAAAUAUGGUUCCCCAAUAUGAUUUCAAUCAAUUAAACACUGCCACAGAAACGACGCUAUGAACAUGACAUCCUUGUGAAAACUAAGUCAACGUUUAUUACUAUUUGCUCAACAUGGCGUGUUUAUGAAACAAACCAAUGUCAGUUCUAGCCUAUGUAAUGAGUGUGUGUAUGUGUCUGUUUCAUUGAAUUUUUUUUUUUUUUUUUGCAUGUUAUUGAAAAAUUUAUUUUGAUUCUGAAAAUGUUGAUUAUGAAUGCAAUAAUAGUUUUAUAAAAUGUUCAAUGUAAAGUCAGUUUAGAUACUAUUGCAUUUUCAUGCAGCUAUGAGACAUAACAUAUUGAAUCAUAGUCAUACUCAACAUAAUGGUCUCUUUUUAUGUUUUUGUAUUUUUAUAUUGAUUGCUCAAGUGUGGAUGAUAUUCUAUUUUGUAAAUAAAUUUUAUAUAUAUAUAUAUA
Argiope bruennichi is the source of this 2047-nucleotide messenger RNA. Its product is annotated as proton-coupled zinc antiporter SLC30A1-like. Gene Ontology annotation, molecular function: zinc ion transmembrane transporter activity. Bases 407 to 1654 code for a protein of 415 amino acids. The transcript is spliced from 8 exons. Gene Ontology annotation, biological process: detoxification of zinc ion; zinc ion transmembrane transport; intracellular zinc ion homeostasis. Lineage: Eukaryota; Metazoa; Arthropoda; Arachnida; Araneae; Araneidae. Gene Ontology annotation, cellular component: membrane. The record is from RefSeq and is a predicted model, not a curated record.